Molecule: messenger RNA, 5944 nt
Organism: Fundulus heteroclitus (mummichog)
Lineage: Eukaryota; Metazoa; Chordata; Actinopteri; Cyprinodontiformes; Fundulidae
Product: transient receptor potential cation channel subfamily M member 4
Exons: 28
Coding region: 14-3721 (1235 amino acids)
Biological process (GO): calcium ion transmembrane transport
Cellular component (GO): membrane
Molecular function (GO): ligand-gated calcium channel activity; calcium-activated cation channel activity
Source: RefSeq, a predicted model, not a curated record
UCUGCAGAACAGCAUGGAGGCUCACCUGGAGAAAGACAGGGAGGGAGGCGCAGCAACCAGGAGCCAGCAAGAAAGUGAUCAGAGCUGGAUUCCCAAGAUCAUCAAGAAAAGAGUCUGCACAACUUUUGUUGAAGAUUCUUUGAGUAAUGGAGCGCUCUGUCAGUGUGGUAGUGAGCGGGAAACGCAUGACUCCGUGGCGACAGGAGACUCCUUUGGACCGGCAAAUGUUACCCAGUGGGACAGCCGGCAGCACUCGUCUGAAUAUCCCACAGAUGCUUUUGGGGAGCUGGAGUUUGCUGGAGCUGGACGCAGACACAGCUAUUUUUUGCGGCUUUCAUGUGACACACCUCCCCAGAUGAUCUACAAUUUAAUGACAGCCCACUGGGGCCUGUCCUCACCUAACCUGGUGGUAUCAGUGUUGGGAGGUGAGGGCCAUGAGAAGAUAAAGCCAUGGGUCAGAGAUAUCCUGCGAAAAGGGCUGGUUAGGGCUGCACAAAGUACAGGAGCCUGGAUUUUGACGGGGGGUCUGAGAGAAGGUGUUUCCCGCUGUGUAGGAGAUGCAGUGAGAGACCACAAGGCUGCGGCUUCAGCUGUGUCCCAGAAUAAAGUUGUUGCCAUUGGAGUGGCCCCUUGGGGUCGGGUGUACAACAGACAGCAGCUUGUCAACGCCCAGGGAAGUUUCCCAGCUCGUUACGAUGUCCAAAACACAACAAAAGAUACAUGCUGCUUGGACAACAGUUGCCAAGCUUUCCUCUUGGUGGACAAUGGGAGUGUUGGAAAACGAGGUGGCGAGACGGCCUUUCAAGCUAAUCUGGAGGACUACAUUUCCCAUCAGCGCACGGGCAUUUGGGGUAGCGGCAGCAUUGAAAUUCCAGUCCUUUGCAUGCUUAUCUCAGGAGAACCUGGUAUUUUGGAGAGAUUAGAUGCGUCACUGAAGAAAGCAACGCCCUGGCUGGUUCUUGCUGGUUCUGGUUCAGUAGCAGAUUUCAUUACCGACCUGGUGGCAGGAGAUGGAACAGCGUGUGACCGAGUCCACGAAAAAGUCCGGAAACACUUUCCAGCUGAGGCUGAGCAGGAAAAACUGGUCCAAACUGCUGUGAGUAUUUAUCAGAGGAGAGACCUCAUCACUGUUUUCAACGGGGAGCAGGAGGGACCUGAUGACUUUGACACAGUUCUCCUCAAAGCCCUGGUCAGAGCGAGUAAACGUGUGUCCAGUAAGGCCAGCGAGUACAUAGAGGAGCUUAGACUGGCUGUGGCCUGGAAUCGAGUGGACAUCGCUAAAGCUGAGCUCUUCAAUGGAGAAAUACAAUGGAAGUACGAAGACCUUGAGGAGUCCAUGACGGAUGCUCUGAUCAACAAUAAGCCCCAGUUUGUGCGUCUCUUCUGUGGAAACGGUCUUAACAUCCUGAAUUAUCUGACAAAUGAGCGGUUGGAGACCUUGUAUCGCUCGCUGUCAGACAGCUCGCUGGCUUAUAUGCUGCUCCAGAAGCAUCUGAGUGAAAGGAAGAGCCUGGUUGGAUCCCUGCCCUCUGUGAAUGGAGGUGCAUCAGGUGUGAUGAAGACUUUCCAAAUGAAAGUAAACACAGCUACUUCACUAAUGGAUCUUACCUUGUAUGAGGUGUCCCGGCUGCUACAGGAUCUCUUAGAUGAUGUCUGUGGGCCUUUCUACUAUCAAACUCUAGGGCUUGGCAAUGAGAUGGGCAACAGAAGAACUAUAAAGCGCGUCAAAAAGAUUCUGCAGGAGGAAUGUACAUACCGGAACCAGCGCUGCCCCUCACCCUGGGCGGCUCUCUUCAUUUGGGCUGUUUUACAGAACCGUGCUGAAAUGGCUAUAUUCUUCUGGGAGAUGAUAAAGGAGCCUGUGCUGAGUGCCCUUGGCGCCUGUAAGAUACUAAGGGAGCUUUCCAAGCUUGAGAGCGACACAGAGAGCAAGCUGGGCAUGAAACAACUGGCUCAGAGGUUCGAGAACCUGGCGAACGAUGUAUUCGGUGAAUGUUACCAAAGUAACGAGAGUCGCUCCUUUACACUCCUUAUAAGGAAGUCUACGGAGUGGGGCGGGGCCACAUGCCUGGAGAUGGCCACGGCAGCCGACGCUCGUCUGUUCUUCAGCCACGAUGGCGUUCAGUCUCUGCUGUCCCAGAUCUGGUGGGGUGACAUGGAAAGGAGUACCGAAGUCUGGAAGCUGGUUCUCACCUUCUUCGUGCCUCCAAUCAUCUACACCAACCUGAUCAAAUUCAGGGAACCAGAGGAGGAGGUUAGUCUUUCAGCAUUCUACCCCAUCAGGGACAAUGACAGCAUAGAAGGGAUCGAUGUCCUCUCCAUGUCUGCUGACAGUGUGCAAAACGAGGAAGAAUUGGAAGAACAGAAGACUCUGAAAGUUAACAUAAAAGACUCUGUGCAGACUCACUCCAAAAGACCAUUUAUUGUGUCAAGGUGGAGGCAGUUCUGGUAUGCACCGGUCACCUCAUUCCUGGGCAAUGUGCUGAUGUACUUCCUGUUCCUUUGCCUGUUUGCCUAUGUUCUGUUGGUGGACUUCAAGCCUCCACCCCCAGAUGGCCCCUCCGUUCUGGAAUUUGUGCUUUACUUCUGGGUUUUCACAUUAGUAUGUGAAGAGAUCCGACAGACCUUUCUUGGGGGCAGUUUGUUUUUGUCCCAAAGGAUAAAGAAGUACAUCCAGGAUAAUUGGAACAAGUGCGACCUCACAGCUAUUCUUCUUUUUCUGUUGGCUCUAUUGUGCAGAAUAUUUCCCUGGUCGUUUGAUUUUGGACGAACUUUGAUGGCCAUUGACUACAUGGUGUUCACACUGCGUCUGAUCCACAUAUUUGCCAUCCACAAACAGCUUGGACCCAAAAUCAUCAUUCUUGGAAAAAUGAUGAAGGAUCUUUUCUUCUUCCUUUUCUUCCUGGGUGUUUGGCUUAUGGCCUACGGAGUGGCUCAUCAGGCCCUCCUCUAUGCAUAUGACCCGCGGCCUACUUGGAUUUUCCGCAGAGUGUACUACAGGCCAUAUUUGCAGAUUUUUGGCCAAAUCCCAAUCAAUGAAAUGGAUGCUGACAAACUGCAGGAAUCUGACUGCACUUACAACCGUACAGAGAUUGAGGCAGGAGCAGAACCCUGUCUGAGUAUCUAUGCAAACUGGAUUGUUGUCAUGCUCCUGGUUAUAUAUCUGCUGUUUACCAACAUAGUGCUGGUCAACCUUCUCAUUGCCAUGUUCAGCUACACCUUUUCCAAAGUACAGGAGCACAGUGACAUCUACUGGAAGUUUCAACGGUACAACCUCAUUGUGGAGUACCACUCCAGACCCUGCCUGGCACCACCUUUCAUCAUCUUCUCCCAUCUCCACAUUCUUAUCAAGAGACACAUCCGCCGGAUUCCCUCUGGCAAGAAUCAGCACUUUGUUUUGGAGCUGAAAGGCAGGAAGGCUAGCUGCCUGAAUACAUGGGAGGCUGUGCAGAAAGAGGACCUCCUGUCUGCUCAGAAUAAAAAGCUGAGAGAGAGCGACACAGUACGACUUCAGCGGACUUCUGUUAAGGUGGACAGUGUUCUGAAGCAGAUGGCAGAAAUCAGAGACCACGACCGAAGGCUGCGUGUACUUGAGACGCAGCUGGACUACUGCUGCAGCGCCCUCUCCUGGAUGACUGAAGCUCUGUCUCAAAGUAACGUGGUCAGCACCAGCCGGCCUCCUCCACUCCACAAAGAUGUUACACCACUGUCUCCAAGCUGAGCUUCAGGAUCAAACCAAUGCCAAUGCAGUGACUGUUGUGUCAUUAGCAUUUCUAUUCCGUGGACCACCUCUGAACACAACAACCCCUUAUUAACCCUGUCCACCACUGUGGCUCAGUUUAAACAUCUGCUAAGACACUAAAACUGGUUUGUUACCCAAAGUCACAGGUCAAUGAUGUACUUUGUUAAAUGCCGUUUACUCAGGACAAUCAUGUUAAAGAACUUAUAGUUUCCAAUUCUGGCAGGUUUUGUUGUAUGAGGUGUUUAUGAGAAAAUCGUUGUUUCCUAUUUUUCAUGGAAAGAUCAGCAUGCAUGUUUCUAACUUUUACUGUUUUUGUAUUUCUAUUUUUCUAUUUUUUGUUUGUUUUUUUAGAUAAAAUCUUCCAAUAUCUAAAAGUCAAAGUCAUUGGAUAGACACAUUAGCCCCCAUGUUACCAAAGAGUGCCUUGCAAAAAUAUAUGAUGCCCUUUCUAGCCUUGUGAGACAGCAUGGUACCUAAGCAUCACACUCAGGGCUGUCAGAAUUUGUCAGGGUUUUCCCUGAGUGUAGAAGAGUAACAACAAAAUCGGACAGCUAUGUGGGCCGUCUAUUUCAUUCCUGUUAUUGCUGUUAUAUUUUAGACAGAGACCUUUUUCUGAGUUCCUCCUCUGGUCAUCUCUAAGUAAAUAUAAAUAGACAUAUUCCUGACUAGACUAUUUGUUUUAACCACACAUUAUUUUAAUUUCUUUUUUUUUUUUUUCUUAUAACAAAGAUAUAACCCAACCACAGAGCAGAGAUUUAAAUAGAAAGUUAGAUGUUUCUUCCAGUUUUUGUCAUUCUCUACCAAAAUAGAGGUCAUUUAACAUGACUUGAAGAGAUAUCAUUCCACUAUCUCAACAUGAAAGAAUUUUACAUUGUAUCUCUGGAGUGCUUGUUCUAGGACACCAUAAUAUUUAGGACAUAAUACAGGAGUGAAUAUAAAUACAAAAACAAUUUCAUUUGAAGAACAAGAACCCCUCUCCAAGGCUGUUUAAAUUAUCAUUGAGAGCCUCUUAAUUUAGCCGAAAAACCCUUUAUCCCUAACCGAUGGUGUCCAGAAUCUAGCAAAGUUUUUAUGACUGAAGUGUUUUGCUCAAAGAUUUAUCAUAAUACACUUGAAUACAUCCCAAAGUAUUUCUUAUUUGCCAUAAACCUUUUUUGUUCAGACAUGGUUGACUGUUUGAAUAGAAAACAAGCUCAAGGCUUGAGAUUGUAUUUGAUCUGUAAUUCUCGUUUAGUUUUUGUUUUUUAAUGCUCUUUCCCUUGUUUAAACGUUCUGGUAGGAAAAAAUAAAAAAUCCCGCUUGUUUUAUUAACCUGACCACAUCGUCUUGAGACCACAUCUCAAGACGAGCUGCUGACCUGGACAGGAGAUUAAGCAGGGAGAAGGCAGCAGGAAGGUUUUGGUAGUUUUAAAGCACACCUUGGCAGAUUUGUCUGCAAUAAAUGUUCUGUGCAUCGUUUAUUUGACUGUUUUGACCGUGUUUUGUGUGAAUCUCCUGCCAAAUUUUCAGAAAUUCGGUGGCAAAAUCUGCAGGAACGUUUUGACUCCAGCAUCCCUGAUGCACCAGUCCAUGCUAGAGGAGUAUGGCUUUGCCGUAUGGGGUUCCAUUUGUGCCAGAAAUAUUGCCGAGGUCGAGUGCCUUGUGACACGUUACGGUGGAGAAGUCGGGGGAAUUGUUGACUCUAAUGCAAUCUGUGAUGAGUGGUUCAGCAUGUGGGAGUACAUGAGGCAGAACAAGGACCAGUUAUCUCAGGAGCAGCUGGUCAAACUCCUCCUGACAGAAGCCACCAUGGCAGAGUUGGGCCCCAACAUGAGGCCCUCAGUGCUGAUGGUCAUCCCAGUCAGCACUGCUGACAGUGAGAGAUCCUUCAGCACGCUGAAGGUGGGUGAAGACCAGACUGAGGAGUCGGAUGAUAAACAAGACACUGGACGCCCUGUUGACGAUCAGCAUAGAUGGCCCCAGUGUUGAUGACUUCAACUUUGACAGGGCAGAGUCAGCCUGGGGGGCAAUGAGGAACAGAAGAACUUCUGUGUAGAACUACUAGUAGCAGAUGGCUGAUGGCAUACUGCAUUAAGACUCGAGACCUUUGUUCUAUAUUUCUCAUUGUAUUUAUGUUUGCUUUCACCAAAGGGAUACAUAUUGUUUUUGCUCCAUCCCCUCUUCUUCUCCAAACAAAUUAGCAAUAAACAACAUUUCAUUUGA